Molecule: messenger RNA, 899 nt
Organism: Symsagittifera roscoffensis
Lineage: Eukaryota; Metazoa; Xenacoelomorpha; Acoela; Convolutidae
Product: ribulose-phosphate 3-epimerase-like
Exons: 1
Coding region: 1-684 (227 amino acids)
Biological process (GO): carbohydrate metabolic process; pentose-phosphate shunt, non-oxidative branch; pentose-phosphate shunt
Cellular component (GO): cytosol
Molecular function (GO): metal ion binding; D-ribulose-phosphate 3-epimerase activity
Source: RefSeq, a predicted model, not a curated record
AUGCUGAAUGACUCAACUCUGAAAGUGCAAAUUGGCCCCUCGAUUCUGAACUCGGACCUCUCCUGUCUUGCCGAUGAGUGUAAUAAUCUAGUAAAAAAUGGUGCCGAUUACCUACACUUAGAUGUAAUGGAUGGACAUUUUGUCCCAAAUUUGACCUUCGGAGCUCCGGUUGUAAAGAGUCUUAGAAAAAAUGUCGGGGAAAAUGUUCUAUUUGAUAUGCACAUGAUGGUAGCGGAACCUGAAAAAUGGGUCCAAGAUAUGGCCAAUGCUGGAGCAGACCAGUAUGUUUUUCACUACGAGGCAAGCAAAGACCCAAAUCACUGCAUUCGAAUUGUCAAAGAAGCUGGAAUGAAGGUUGGAAUAGCAGUUAAACCCAAAACUCCAGUAUCUCUAGUAGAAGAGUAUGCUGACCUUGUAGACGUAGUGCUAGUGAUGACUGUCGAACCGGGAUUUGGAGGUCAAAAGUUCAUGUCCGACAUGAUGACGAAAGUGUCUCAUUUGAGAUCAAAGUUCCCAAAACUUGACCUUGAAGUUGAUGGUGGCGUUUCACCUACAAAUGUGGAACAGUGUUAUCACGCCGGAGCCAAUUUGAUUGUGUGUGGAAGUGCGAUUACACAGAACGAAGAUCCGGCAGCUGUUAUAAAUCAAUUGAAGAAAGAAGCAGAAGCUAGCUUUAAGUUCUAACUAUGAUGAUUUUUUUUAUCACGGUCAAUGAUGGACUUGAUUUCCGCUGAAGUAUCUGGAUGCUCAUUGUUACUAUUUAUUUAUGAAAUGAAAAUGAGUUCGUGUAAAAAUUGCAAAUGAAUGUUAUCUUAGAAUUUUGUAGAGUUUAGAACCAGUGCUAAACUGACAAAUGUUUGGUGCAUCGGCCUCUUGUGAUAAUUAAUUAUUAUCUGUGA